Messenger RNA from Macrosiphum euphorbiae (potato aphid), 733 nucleotides. The record is from the annotation of a GenBank genome assembly. Lineage: Eukaryota; Metazoa; Arthropoda; Insecta; Hemiptera; Aphididae.
AUGUUCUUAUUACAGGAUGAUGUACACGAUUCAUACGAUCUAACAACUGGACUUGGAGGUCAUAUUCAAAAGAAAAUGUUUUGGAUCUCAGUUAUUUUAUUGUUUGCCUUGAACGGGUGUAAUGGAUAUCAGCCAAAGUUCACCGAACCCAUUGGCAACAUCACCGUGCCAGUCGGCCGAGAAGCUAUGUUUACGUGUUACGUUCACGGCUUAGGUGGUUAUAGGGUCGGUUGGGUGAAAGCCGAUACAAAAGCCAUUCAGGCUAUACACGACCACGUGAUUACGCACAAUGCUAGAGUAUCCGUUUCUCACACCGAUGAUUCAACGUGGAAUUUACACAUAAAAAAUGUGCAAGAAGAAGACCGUGGUCAAUAUAUGUGUCAAAUAAAUACUGAUCCAAUGAUAAGUCAGAUGGGAUACUUGGAUGUAGUGAUACCACCCGAUAUAAUUUAUGAAGACACUUCUGGAGAUGUAAUGGUACCUGAAGGAGGAACUGUGAAGUUAACAUGCAGAGCCAAAGGCUACCCAAAACCACACGUUUUGUGGAGAAGAGAAGAUGGACGAGAAAUAGUUAUCAAAGACGCCAGUAGCACUAAAACUAAAGUUACCACAUACCAGGGUGAAGUGUUGCGGUUGACCAAGGUCAGCAGAUCCGAGAUGGGAGCUUACCUGUGCAUUGGGUCAAACGGAGUGCCACCGUCUGUUAGCAAACGCAUCACUGUCAGCGUUCACU